Messenger RNA from Saprolegnia parasitica CBS 223.65, 1374 nucleotides. RefSeq lists its product as hypothetical. Bases 1 to 1374 code for a protein of 457 amino acids. Gene Ontology annotation, biological process: protein folding; protein peptidyl-prolyl isomerization. The transcript is spliced from 4 exons. NCBI's taxonomy places the organism in Eukaryota, Oomycota, Saprolegniomycetes, Saprolegniales, Saprolegniaceae. The record is from RefSeq and is a predicted model, not a curated record. Gene Ontology annotation, molecular function: peptidyl-prolyl cis-trans isomerase activity; protein binding.
AUGGCCAAGAUUGUCGAGCUGACGGCCGAUGGCGGCGUGAAGAAGGAGAUCCUCAAGGAGGGCUCGGGCGAGUUUGCGCCCGCGGGCUACGAGAUCCGAGCGCACUACACGGGCACGCUCCUCGACGGCUCCAAGUUUGACUCGUCGCGCGACCGCGGCCAAGUGUUUACCUUUGUGCUCGGGAAGGGCAACGUCAUCAAGGCGUGGGACCUUGCAUUUGCGAGCAUGAAGGUCGGCGAGCGCGCGAUGCUCACGUGCGCGCCUGAGUACGCGUACGGCGCGAGCGGGAGCCCGCCCAAGAUCCCCGCCAACGCGACGCUGCAGUUUGAUGUCGAGCUUCUCGGCUUUGCGCCCAAGAAGAAGGACAUGUGGGAAAUGAGCGUUGUCGAGAAGCUCGCGGAGGCCGAGGCGCUCAAGGCCGAGGGCACGGCGCUCUUCAAGGCCGGGUCGUUUGAUGCCGCCACGACAAGUACCUCGAGGGUGCCAACCACGGAUGCGCAAAAGGCGACGCUCAAGGAAACGCAGACGAUCUUGUACCUCAACGGUGCGAUGGCGAGCUUGAAGACCCAGUCGUACACGGCGGCGGCGAGUGCGGCCGCAAAGGCGCUCAAGCUCGACAAGAGCAACGUCAAGGCGCUCUUCCGCCACGGCGUGGCGCUCAUGCACCUCAACGAUCUCGACCGCGCGAAAGAGGACUUGCUCGCCGCGGCCAAGCUCGACCCGCAGAACCGCGACGUGCGCCGCGAACUCGUCGUCCUGAAGGCCAAGAUGGAAGAGGCCAAGAAGGCCCAGAAGAGCGCGUUUGGGGCAGCGGUCGCCAAGGUCGUGUCGCUGGACGAAGCCUCGGAUCCGUCCAACCCCAAGGUGUUUUUCGAUAUUACGAUGGGUGGCGCGCCGGCCGGCCGCAUCACGAUGGAGCUCUUCGCCAACGUUGUGCCCAAGACGGCCGAGAACUUCCGCGCGCUCUGCACGGGCGAGAAGGGCGCCGCGAGCACGGGCCAGCCGUUGCACUACAAGGGCUCGAGCUUCCACCGCGUCAUCUCCAACUUUAUGCUGCAGGGCGGCGACUUCACGGCCGGCAACGGCACGGGCGGCGAGUCGAUUUACGGCGAGAAGUUUGCCGACGAGAACUUUAUCUUGAAGCACACGGGCCCCGGCCUGCUUUCGAUGGCCAACGCGGGCCCGGGCACGAAUGGGUCGCAGUUUUUCAUCACGACGGUCACGACGCCCCACCUCGACGGCAAGCACGUGGUCUUUGGCCGUGUACUCGAUGGCAUGGAUGUGGUCAAGGCCAUCGAGUCGACCGCAACGGACAAGGGCGACAAGCCCAUCUCGCCUGUGCUCAUUGCCGACUGCGGCGUGCUCUCGGCGUGA